AUAUGUAAAUCGGUGUUGCACGGACAUAAGCGGUGAGUGUCGACUGCCAGUGUUCCCAUCGGAUUAAAACGAUUGAGUAGUUAUGACAGGAAUACGUCGUUUUCGUACAUUGACCGCGAACUUUUCAAGCCGUUCUCGUGACACCGUUCGUGACGCUUCCUGCGAAACGGGAAUUCAUCCUUCGGAAAUUCGCUGAUGGACAAUCGUGUCACGCGUUAUUUCGCGGCGCGGGCACACAUACACACACAAUACAGGGUGUUCGCAAAUAUUUGUAGAAAAAGUCACGAAUCUCUAGGUCCAUUCAAACUCAAACUUUGCAACCUUUCAUUCAAUUGUCCAUUGGGGUUCAAUAGUAAAACGCCGCGUAGCGUAGCGUUCAUUGAUCCGCAAGGACUACAACACUGUUUGUAAACAUUAUUGUUUGCAUACAAAGUGUGUUAGUGCUAGCCUACUCUGACAGGCGUCUAUGUGCAUACUGUAGCUUCUAAAAAUUCGGAGUGCAAUUUUUUGAAUUGACAAAUUCCAUAGUAAAUGAAGAAAAUUAGUCCUCACGCUGGAUAUUUCUAUUGUUGCCGAAGCCGACACCGAACCUUUCGAAUAUUUUCGAUAACACUCUAUAUCCACCGAUAUGGAUAUUUAAACAUUUUUCAAACUCCAUUAGGUGUAUAUCUUAUAGCUGCGUAUUCGUAUCGUAUCGCUAUGGCGUAUUAUACUUGUGUACAUGUCCGUUUACAUGUAUAUGCAUCGAUGCAGCGCUUGAUACGCCAGUGCAAUACGACACGAUGCGAAACAAUUGUGGAUACGCAGUUUAUGAUUCAUAGGUUUGCCGGUAUCGCGCUUACAAAAUAGCAUUCCCGUACUUUCGGGUUGUAUAAUUUUGGAGCACCCUGUAUGCGCUCAUCCCCCUUCACGGGCAACCGGGGAGGAGGACGAGCGAUACAAGCCAGACAGCUGGCGAACGAAAAUGUCGCGCUUUCUGCUUACAACGAGCGAAUAAGUUGUUACUCGGCGGCUGGUUGCCGGCGUUGUGUGCCGCGUCGCGGUUCAACGCGGACGUAGAGCGGGUUUGCAGGCAUCAGGGGGGAUCCACGGCAUGGUGGAAUGGAAGCGCGGGACGCUCGUUCGAUUCGAAGCGACUUUACACUCUUUAUAGCAGAAUAUCGCCACACUGGCUCUCGGGGCCGACGUGCUCUUCGUGUGUUUACGUGUUGCGCGCACGACGAGCAAUCGAUACGCGGCGCGACGCCGUGUCCAUGUGCCGGGUUCAGUGAGUAGAUUACGAAAUCGGGUGGGCAGAGCGGUGGCACGUUCGCACGUGGCCCUUUUGUCCACGAUUUUCCGAAUCGCGAGCAACCCGUUCUUCUCUGACCAGUGUAGGAUACGUGAUCGACGAGGUUUCACGAUCGCCGAACAACUGCUAAACCGUUUUUAACAACUGAAACGAACGCCGAGUCGUACAGACGAACACAACAGGCUCUGGGCUGAGCUGGUGACGUGGGAACGAACGCGCGUGCACAGUAAUUAUUGGAGUAUCAAAGAGAUCCUAUGGGAUAUAAUAUCGCAAACUGGGAAAUGAUACGCUCGAGGGAGGAAUUUGCGGAGAAACUAGGCCUGGACGCCACGGAUGACACUCAUUCCCUGUUGAACAAUAUGGUAGACGUCAGAGCGUGCUACAAGCCCAGCGGAAAAUCCUGGUUCCGCGGUGUCCGCAGCAGCAAGUUCCGGCACGUCUACGGCGUGCCAGCGAAGCGGGAGAAAUGCUACGACAACGUGAAGAUCACGAAGAACGCCCACGACUCGCAGUUCUGCGCCGUGAACCCGAAGUUCUUGGCCGUGGUGACCGAAGUCGCGGGCGGUGGAGCGUUCCUGGUCUUGCCUCUGGAUCGCACCGGGAGGCUAGACUUCAACGCCAGCAGGGUCACCGGGCACACAGGGCCAGUCCUCGACAUUAAGUGGAACCCUUUCAACGACAACGUCAUCGCCUCCUGCUCCGACGACUGCACUAUCAAGCUCUGGCAUAUCCCCGACGGCGGCCUGUCCCGAAACCUGACCGAUUGGCUGGUGGAGCUCCAAGGGCACAAACGCCGGGUCGCCUACAUAGAAUGGCACCCGGUAGCCGAGAACGUGCUCUUCAGCGCCGGCUUCGAUCACCUGGUGAUCGUUUGGGACAUAAACCGGGGUGAGGCGGUCAGUGUGAUCGACAGACAUCCGGAUGUGAUCUAUAGCAUAUCGUUGAACCGUGACGGCAGCUUGCUGGCGACCACAUGCAAAGACAAAAAGUUGAGGGUGUUCGAGCCGAGAUCCGGCAUCGUAGUCUCGGAAGGAGUCUGUCACGCUGGGACCAAAGCUAGCAAGGUGGUGUUCCUCGGUGGUUCGGGGAGGCUUCUGACUACAGGCUUCAGCAGACACUCGGACAGGCAGUACGCUAUCUGGAGCCAGCACGAUCUGACCGUUCCGCUGGUCUGCGAGACCAUCGAUUCCUCUAGCGGGGUCGUCUUUCCGUACUACGAUAACGACACCAACAUGGUGUACCUAGCGGGAAAGGGUGACGGCAACAUCAGGUACUACGAGGUAGUGAACGAAGCUCCCUGGAUGCACUACCUCAGCCAGUUCAUCUCCGGCAACCCUCAGAGAGGGCUGGGUGUGAUGCCAAAAAGAGGGGUGAGCACCUCGAUCUGCGAGGUGUUCAGGUUCUACAAGCUGCACGCGACUCGCGGGCUCUGCGAACCGAUCGCGAUGAUAGUCCCGCGAAAGAGCGACCAAUUCCAGGAGGACCUGUACCCGGACACGGUGGGCACCUGUCCUGCUCUAUCGGCCAGGGACUGGAUCAGCGGCAUGAACAGCCCGCCGAUUCUGAUAUCGCUAAAAACCGGGGGUAGUAUUACCACGCACAAGCCGCGGAUUUACAAGCCACCCCAGCAGCCGCCCGCGACGGACCUGAACAACAAGAAAAAGUUCGCCUUCUUAUCCACCGAGACUGUGCCGGACUACAGGCCGAUAGAGUUCCACGAGAUCUCGGAGAAGAGCCAGAAGACCUCCAGCAACCAGAGCACCAAGUUCCAGCAGCUGCAGCAGAAGUUUGGCACCACGGUGCUGCAGAAGAACAUCAUCGCUCCUUCUGCGGACAACAAGGUCCUGGAGACCGUGGACAUUCCGAACAACGAGGCCGAGCUGAGACUGGCGUUCGCUCGUCAAACCGACGAACUGAGACUGGUGCGACGGCAGCUAGCCAACAGCCAGUUACGGGUCAAGGAGCUGGAGGAUCAAAUACGCAAACUUCAGCGCCAAUAAACUUCCCCUGCAAGUCCCCUGGCCGCGUGUCCGCUCUCCGAACCUCUCACUUUCACUUUCGAAAGUAGAUCUCCUUAGCUAGGAUCGCCUCUCUGUAAUGGAACCCCGCUGGUCGAGCGGACACGAGGCCUAAAGGAUCCUGCGGACCUAACGAGACAGCGAACGUAGUAGACAGCGAUUAGUCUGUAGCGAUUAGCGGAGUAUCGUCUUACGAACGUUGGUCCGUACCGGGAUCCUUUGAUCCUCGCUUCAAGAAAAUAUCUGCCCUGUAGCUUUGUUGCUAGUUGCUCGAGAGACACCCAACGGUACUUAUGAGCGAUACCGGAUAUAUUUAUGCGAAUUCACGCGGCUCGUUGCUCGAGUUUAGACAGUUUUCCGGUGACAUUCUCGUCUUCAGCCUCAUUCCUAUCUAUGUACGGUCUUGCUACAACCACUUUUGUGAGCGCAACGAUCGAGCAACAAUAAUUUAGUCAAUUUCCGUCUCUGAACACGUUCGACGUAGAGAUGCUGGAACACAGAUGAGAUGAUUGUGAUUCAAAACGCUAUUGCCUUCGCUAUACAGACGAGCUUUUUGUCUCUGUGUGUUGGCUUGAUACUUCUCUGUUCGUUCUUUUUGCUGGCACCCGAUUCUACACGCCUCGAUGCUAUUCUAACCGGUCCUCUCUACGCGUAGAUCGUUAGUUACCGUGCUCCUCGUUCCGCCGAAUCCUCGAACGCGUGUUCCCUGCUUCGUCCUCCUAUGCCCGACGCAAAAUCGUGCGCUUUAAGAGAAUGAUCAAUCUGAUAUAUGGACGCAAAACCUCGAGGAAGUAUUAGUUGUUCAGUACACGGAGAAUUGUACCUGUCUUGUGCGGUAUGCACGUUUAUCGUACGAGAGGUUUGACCUGUACAGGACCUUUGGAAAACGUAGCUGCAAACUGUAGACUGCAACGACAGCGCGGACACAUUGCAUGCAUCCUGAGAUAGAAUAGAAAAUACCGUUUCGAAAUUCCUAGCAUUGAUUUUCUGGACUAACGAAUUCCUGACAAAAGGAAAGGAGAGCGUUAUAAAUACUGAUUUAUUCGAAUGGAUCAUGGUAGGGAGCGAUACUUACUUUGACGGAAACAUUAACUUUAAUGUUUAGGAUCCUAAACUUUAGGAUGCAUUCAACCGGUCGGUACAGCUUGCGACUGUGUUUUCUUGAAGCGCUGCACAGCAUCCCCCUUAUGUAGAGUGAUAGAUAAAUGCAGAACGUCUAGAAGUCGCGGGAAGGAUUAUUUAAACGAAAAUGCAAUAAACAUCAUUCGGGAAGAGAGAGAGAGAGAGAAAUGUGAAAGCACAAGAUACGAUUAAACGAUCGGCAACGUACAAUAUAAGAUGCCCCGCGCAAACUUAUCUGCAACCUCGAUGCAAUAACUCUCGAUGCAUUUAUGCAAUAUCUAAUAUUAACUGAUUCUUCUAACGAUCGCUUUUAAGUUUGUCGAUCGGUUGGCGAAAAGAUUUUAUUUAUUACACAAGAUUUACUUUUACACGAGUCGACGAUGAUCAACUUUUACCUGCGAUAGUCGAUAUCGCGGUGACACCGGUCCUUGUGGACAACCACGGAGGAACAGAGUACCGCGCAUUACUAUCGCCAGUGGCUGUACAUUAAUUUAUCUAUUAUUUAAUUUAAUUACUAAUUCUUUUUACGUGUAAGAUAGAGAAUUUCGUUGGAGAGCCAAUGAUCGAGCGUGUUUAUCACUGCCACGCAUACUGCCAUGAUCCAAGUGGCAAUACAAUUAGUCUUUUUCAUUUAGGGAACGCAUGGCAGUGACGAUAUUUAUUGUACGUACGCUAUAAUUAAUUUCGUACUAUAGAUUAGCGAGUGCAAUAUAUGCACAGUGUAAAUACGCACUGUGAUCGAUGAAAAAGAAAAUAAGGAGGUAUUUUAUUUUCCAUUUCGGAGGCUAAGAAACAACAAUUGGUCGUUUGCUUUAAGAAACUGUGAAACAUUUUUAUCACUUUCAUUUUGUAAUUUCCUUUGAACAUAUGCUCGAGGAAGACCCGUGAAUUUUUAUGUAAACAAAUGUUCUAAUUUAACGAAGAUCGAGAAGCAUGAAAAAAAAGAAAGGUCAAGGCUCGUCUUUUCAACGUUUUUAAAUACGAGAUAAUGUAUAUAAAAGUUCACGAAUCUUCGUUAAGAGAAAAGUGCUACACCAAGAAGUAACACCGAUACAUGUGUGUGAGUGUGUGUCAAAUUAAACUUUAUCUAGGACCAACAAACGUAAGAUUGUUAGUCACAAGAAAAUUCUAUUACCGCUUGAUAGUGAUCAAAUUAAGUAAUGGUUUAUACACUGUUUAUAUAUACAUAUAUAUAUGUAUUUUUCAUACGACAUAUAUAAUUGUAAUUUCAACCGAUAUAAAUAUAUAUAUAUAUAUAAAAUUCGAGCAGAAUUCCUCACCAAUUAAUAUUGUAUACGUGUAACGCGUGCUUUUCGAGUUAGUCGUUCUCGGAUAGAAAAGAAACAGAAAGGAAUAAUUACAUUCAUUUAAUUUGUCAAUGUGUAUUCAUUUUCGUUUCUAUUACCGCUUACAGUAUAUGAUGGAAGUGUGUUUGAACGUUCGAAUUUCAAAAGUGCACAUGAUUCUAUCAUGACUGCCGCGCUUCAGCGAAACGAACAUUUGGUUUGGUCUGCCAACACGUGUGCGUAGUAUGUACGUCUUGUCGAAGAGAGAGUGCUAGCUAACCCUAUGUACCGUUCGCUGUAUAAUAUAACGAUAUACAUACAUAUAAUACACCAAAGAACGUCAACGUGCGAGUACCUUGCGAAUUCGUCGUGAAAAGAAAUUUGUUACUAGCAGUUAAUCGACUAUCACAUUAUAUUUAUAUGCAGAGGAAACGAAAUCGACGAGUUAAGACUAACGGGGAUAUCUUGUUCGUGAAUAAAGAACAAUGCAUUCAUUUCGA
Messenger RNA from Megalopta genalis, 6217 nucleotides. RefSeq names its product coronin-2B. The record is from RefSeq and is a predicted model, not a curated record. NCBI's taxonomy places the organism in Eukaryota, Metazoa, Arthropoda, Insecta, Hymenoptera, Halictidae. Gene Ontology annotation, molecular function: actin filament binding.